Messenger RNA from Choloepus didactylus (southern two-toed sloth), 1378 nucleotides. It is a transcript of the gene MED11, whose product is annotated as mediator complex subunit 11. Gene Ontology annotation, molecular function: transcription coregulator activity. Lineage: Eukaryota; Metazoa; Chordata; Mammalia; Pilosa; Megalonychidae. The transcript is spliced from 3 exons. The record is from RefSeq and is a predicted model, not a curated record. Gene Ontology annotation, biological process: regulation of transcription by RNA polymerase II. Gene Ontology annotation, cellular component: mediator complex. Bases 92 to 523 code for a protein of 143 amino acids.
ACUGCGCAGGCGCAAACCAACAGCCACUUCCGGGCUCCAGAGCCGCAUUUUGCAAACAGGGAAAAUCCAGCUGAGGUUUCCCGGCGUGAGAAUGGCUACCUACAGCCUGGCGAACGAGCGACUACGCGCCCUGGAAGAUAUCGAACGGGAAAUCGGCGCCAUCCUCCAGAAUGCAGGUUCGGGAUGCGACGAUCGGACGGCAGGGAGCAAGAGUGAGGCCGAGCCGCGUGCAUCUGCGCGGACCGGAGAGUGGGGUAAUGUGAUCCUGGAACUGUCCAAGGAAAAAACCAAUGAGCGGCUCCUGGACCGGCAGGCGGCGGCGUUCACGGCUUCCGUGCAACACGUGGAGGCGGAGCUGUCGGCUCAGAUCCGCUACCUCACUCAGGUGGCCACAGGGCAGCCCCAUGAAGGCUCCAGCUACUCUUCGAGGAAGGACUGUCAGAUGGCCCUGAAGCGAGUGGACUAUGCCCGCCUCAAGCUCAGUGAUGUGGCCCGCACCUGUGAGCAGAUGCUGGAAAAUUAGACCAAGGACGUGGAGCAACAGCUUGGAGGGAGAUCACCACUUGCACCCCAGGACAGAACCUGGAGAUCUGAAGGGAUGGGGAUGAAUGGGGUGCCGGGGCUGACGCUUCCAUGCCCUUCUGGUCAGAGUCUACCAUGACAAAGGGGGAAAAGGCGAGAAUGGAGAAACCAAAGACCAAGUCGUCCAGCACUACGACCUGGCUCCUCCAGCACGACGCCCCUGCUCUGCACUUCCUAAAACUGCGGACGAGCUCAGACGCCAUAGAGACUGAGACAGCCAACCCACUUCCUCACACACUUCGUGCCCUUGCCCCAGGCUUCCCACAGACUAGACCCAAUGAAUACGCAUUUUUCUUCAUUAGGAAAGAUGAAACAACAACUAAGGGUUUUAAUAAUUAAAAAUAAUAACAAAAACAAGGAGAUCAGACUGUCAUUGGGGCAUAUGAGUGAUGCGAAAGUCUGAGGAAGUGAAACCAGACUGUAUGGUGUCAGCAGCUCAGCAGCAAGGGAAGGAGGGUUGGAAAUCCCAGCUCUUCACUGGAGGGCCUGGGGAGGAAGGGGGAGAGGGCUGAGGUUGGGGAGGAACAGCUGACACAGUGUGAGGAGAGAUUUGGGGUAAGGGGGAACCAUCAGCAGGGAAGCUGAAGCCAGGAAUCAUGGUAGGGGGCAAAGACCUGAGCCCAAUGUCUGCAGAAAGAAGAGUCGAUAAUUAUAAAAAUAAAAUUUUAGUAGUUAAAAAAAAAAAUAGGAUUUAUGUGUGAUACCAUUACCUGGCAUAAAAGGGGGAUUUUACAUUAUAGCAUUAAAAAAAAAAAAAGAGGAAUCUAAGAGAGAGUAGCGGCUUGCCUACCAUGUG